AUGGCACUUAAUGGAAAUCACAGUGACCUCCCACAAGUUCUGGUACUUCUCCCACCUGGGUGCUUCACUCUCUUGGAGUCCAACUACUCCCACAAGUUCAACUUCCUCAAAGCUUGGGACUCUCCUCUCCCUCAAGACCAGUUCUUGGCCACACAUGCAGGCUCUGUUCAGGCCUUGCUGUCCUCUGCCAAUGGACCAACCAUCACUGCCAAUAUCCUACAAAUGCUGCCCUCCUUGAAGGUCAUUGUCACCACCAGCGCUGGCCUUGACCAUGUUGACUUAGCCGAGUGUCGAAGCCGCGGUGUUGCCAUUGCCAGUACCCCUAAAAUCUUCACUGAGGAUGUUGCUGAUAUGGCUGUGGGGCUGCUUCUUGAUGUCAUGAGAAAGAUUUCGGCUGGGGAUCGGUAUGUCAGAGACGGGCUUUGGGCUACCAGAGGAGACUAUGCUCUCGGUUCUAAGAUAGGAGGCAAACGAGUUGGGAUUGUCGGAUUGGGAAAUAUUGGCUUAGAAGUUGCCAAAAGACUUGAGGCCUUUGGCUGCAACAUAUUGUACAACUCAAGGACGGAAAAGCCAUUCGUUUCAUACCCUUUCUAUUCUGAUAUCAGUGAACUUGCUGCUAACAGUGACGCCCUUGUCAUUUGUUGUGCAUUGACUGCUGAAACCCACCACAUGAUCAACAAGAAAGUCUUGUUAGCGCUGGGAAGAGAUGGCGUGAUUGUAAACAUAGGACGCGGAGCUAUAAUCGAUGAGAAGGAAAUGGUGCGGUGUUUGGUGAAAGGAGAGAUUGGAGGUGCUGGUUUGGAUGUGUUUGAGGAUGAGCCUGAAGUUCCUCAAGAGCUCUUCGCAUUGGACAAUGUUGUACUGUCGCCACAUUAUGCUACCUACACACCAGAAUGUUUCAUGGCUUUGUGUGAACUAGUAGCAGGGAAUUUCGAAGCAUUCUUCUCAAAUAAACCGUUGCUUUCACCGGCUGUGGAUAAUUAA
Molecule: messenger RNA, 984 nt
Organism: Prunus armeniaca (apricot)
Lineage: Eukaryota; Viridiplantae; Streptophyta; Magnoliopsida; Rosales; Rosaceae
Source: the annotation of a GenBank genome assembly